AGGAAGAGUACUGGAAUCAAGCAAGAACAUAAUGAACCCAAGAACACGGCGAAUCGCCGACCUGCUGCGCGAGUGCCUCACCUCCGGCGUUGCCGCCCCGUUCCUCUGCUGCCUCUCGCUCUCCGCCCUCGCCUUCGCCGCCUCUUGCCUCACCCUCCACCUGACCUUCUUCAAAUUCCCCCCCUUUCAGAGCCUCUUUUCCGCCUCUCACCACCUCCUCUACCUUCCGAAGCCCAGCAACACCACUACUCCCCACCACGCACCUCCUCCCUCCAACUUAUGGCAUGAGAUGAGCGACGAGGAGCUGCUGCGGAAGGCAACGACGACGACGGCUUCUUGCGGCGGCACAGCCGAGGAGAGGAAGAAGGUGGCGUUCAUGUUCCUGACGCGGGGGAGGAUGCCGCUGGCGCCGCUGUGGCAACGGUUCUUCCACGGCCACGACAGCAGGCUCUUCUCCGUCUACGUCCACGCGCCGCCGGAAUUCACGGAGGAGCCGCCGCGGGGGUCCGUCUUCUUCCAGCGUCGGAUCCCCAGCAAGCCGGUGCAAUGGGGCGAAUCUAGCAUGGUCGACGCCGAGCGGCGGCUGCUGGCGAACGCGCUCCUCGACCCAUCGAACUGCCGCUUCGUCCUCCUGUCCGACUCGUGCAUCCCGCUCUUCAACUUCUCCGCGGCCUACGGCUAUCUCGCCGGCUCCCACCUCAGCUUCGUCAGCUCCUUCGACGACCCGGGCAGCGCGGGGCGCGGCCGCUACAACAGGCGCAUGCGGCCGACCGUCUCCCUCGCCGAGUGGCGCAAGGGCUCACAGUGGUUCGCGGUGCACCGCGAGCUGGCGGUCGGGAUCGUGUCGGACCGCCGCUACUACCCCGUGUUCCGGGAGCACUGCAGGCCGCCGUGCUACGCCGACGAGCACUACAUACCGACGCUGGUCUCCAAGCUCUUUCCAGCGCGCAACGCCAACCGGAGCGUCACGUGGGUCGACUGGUCCGGCGGUGGGCCCCACCCGGCGGUGUAUCAGCGUCGGGACGUGUCGGAAGGGUUGCUGCGGAGGAUGCGGGACGGGUCGACGAUGUCGCGUUGUUCGUACAACGAGAGGCCGACCUCCAUUUGCUUCUUGUUCGCGAGGAAGUUCGAUGCGAGCGCCCUCGAGCCUCUGAUGCUCAUGGCGCCCGCCUUGUUAGGGUUUUGAGUUUAAUCCUGUUUAUUUAUUAAGGCUCCGUUUAGUUCGAAAAUAAUGAACAUGGAGAUAAAUUUUUUUGCGUUGUUCGUGAGGAAGUUCGAUGUGAGCGCCCUCCAGCCACUGAUGCUCAUGGCGCUCAUCUUGUUAG
Molecule: messenger RNA, 1325 nt
Organism: Ananas comosus (pineapple)
Lineage: Eukaryota; Viridiplantae; Streptophyta; Magnoliopsida; Poales; Bromeliaceae
Exons: 2
Coding region: 32-1186 (384 amino acids)
Cellular component (GO): membrane
Molecular function (GO): glycosyltransferase activity
Source: RefSeq, a predicted model, not a curated record